Messenger RNA from Rhinopithecus roxellana (golden snub-nosed monkey), 4896 nucleotides. It is a transcript of the gene NCEH1, whose product is annotated as neutral cholesterol ester hydrolase 1. The record is from RefSeq and is a predicted model, not a curated record. Gene Ontology annotation, molecular function: carboxylic ester hydrolase activity. The coding region runs from base 882 to 2108 and encodes 408 amino acids. NCBI's taxonomy places the organism in Eukaryota, Metazoa, Chordata, Mammalia, Primates, Cercopithecidae. The transcript is spliced from 5 exons. Gene Ontology annotation, cellular component: membrane.
CAGUCAUUUAUAAUUUUCCGUGGUUACUAGUUGGCAUUCUAUUUUAAGAAAAGCCUUUCUUCUUUCAUUUAUUUAUAUUACUAUAGAUUGCUGAGUUUUAUUUUAAUCAAUGGGUUAUAAUCCAUUAUGAUGAUUCAUAUUGAUGGUAAAAUUAUCCCAGCUUUAGCCACUACAAGACCCUUCAAGUUGGCAGCUGUGGACCUUUGACUAGUUCCUAUCAUUUUUUGAGCACUUCCGCAUCUCUGGCACAACAGGUUCAUCUUGUACUUUACGGCGCCAGCCCUGGUAUCAGCCUUUUCUCCAGAGGUGGUGUCAAAAAGCCGUGGUUCCUUUUAUUGGAGCAUGGGAUUUAGAAACAAGACGUGGGUGCUAGAUGUACUACUGGUCUUUCAUUGUUUGAGCCAGAAGAAUUUAAUAUCUUCUUUUGCCAUAUAUCAGCUAGAACUUACAAACCACUCCAAGUCUGGCUCCAGAAAACAGAAUUUUUAUUUCCUUUCUCAGUACUCUGAGUCAGAAUGACCCACUUGCUUUGUCCAGAGACUCGUCACACUGAAACUAUUUUCCAUUUGAGACCCUCCAGGAGGAAAGCCAUCCUCACACGCAUGCAGUACAAACCAGUGUCCUCCAGGGUCCGCUGCGCUACGGCCACCGCAGCGACAGAGCCUUCCUCAAACCUGGAGUGACUGCCACACUUUGCAAGGACACCGUAGAGGGGGCACGUCCGCGCUCCAACUUCCUCCCGACGCAGCCUCUGAUUGGCUCCUGGGCUUAUAAGAAACGCGUGAAAGAGCAGCUGCCGCGGGCAGAAACUUGCCGGAGGUCUCCGGGUGGCAUCGCCCUUUCCUCUUUGCCAACCCGCUGGCGAGCCGAGCCGGGGGAAGAUGAGGUCGUCCUGUGUCCUGCUCACCGCCCUGGUGGCGCUGGCCGCCUAUUACGUGUACAUCCCGCUGCCCGGCUCUGUGUCCGACCCCUGGAAGCUGAUGCUGCUGGACGCCACUUUCCGGGGUGCACAGCAAGUGAGUAACCUGAUCCACUACCUGGGACUGAGCCAUCACCUGCUGGCACUGAAUUUUAUCAUUGUUUCUUUUGGCAAAAAAAGUGCAUGGUCUUCUGCCCAAGUGAAGGUGACCGACACAGACUUUGAUGGUGUAGAAGUCAGAGUGUUUGAAGGCCCUCCGAAGCCUGAAGAACCGCUGAAACGCAGCGUUGUUUAUAUCCAUGGAGGAGGCUGGGCCUUGGCAAGUGCAAAAAUCAGGUAUUAUGAUGAGCUGUGUACAGCAAUGGCUGAGGAAUUGAAUGCUGUCAUUGUCUCCAUUGAAUACAGGCUAGUUCCAAAGGUUUAUUUUCCUGAGCAAAUUCAUGAUGUUGUACGGGCCACAAAGUAUUUCCUGAAGCCAGAAGUCUUACAGAAGUAUAUGGUUGAUCCAGGCAGAAUUUGCAUUUCUGGUGACAGUGCUGGUGGAAAUCUGGCUGCUGCCCUUGGACAACAGUUUACUCAAGAUGCCAGCCUAAAAAGUAAGCUCAAACUGCAAGCUUUAAUUUAUCCGGUUCUUCAAGCUUUAGAUUUUAACACACCAUCUUAUCAGCAAAAUGUGAAUACCCCAAUCCUGCCCCGCUAUGUCAUGGUGAAGUAUUGGGUGGACUACUUCAAAGGCAACUAUGACUUUGUACAGGCAAUGAUCAUUAACAAUCACACUUCACUUGAUGUGGAAGAGGCUGCUGCCCUCAGGGCCCGUCUAAACUGGACAUCCCUCUUGCCUGCAUCUUUCACAAAGAACUACAAGCCUGUUGUACAGACCACAGGCAAUGCCAGGAUUGUCCAGGAGCUUCCUCAGUUGCUGGAUGCCCGCUCUGCCCCACUCAUUGCAGACCAGGCAGUGCUGCAGCUCCUCCCAAAGACCUACAUUCUGACGUGUGAGCAUGAUGUCCUCAGAGACGAUGGGAUCAUGUAUGCCAAGCGUUUGGAGAGUGCCGGUGUGGAGGUGACCCUGGAUCACUUUGAGGAUGGCUUUCACGGAUGUAUGAUUUUCACUAGCUGGCCCACCAAUUUCUCAGUGGGAAUCCGGACUAGGAAUAGUUACAUCAAGUGGCUGGAUCAAAACCUGUAAAGGAGCAAAACUUCCAGAAGCCUCGAGACCCUCUUGACCUCCUACACCUGCUUUGGAAAGACAUGCACUUUUUAGCUGACUAAUUCUUCCUCUCAUCCCCCUCUACAUGUGAGUUUUGGAAUCUCUAUUCCAUAACUGAAGUCUUUAUGAUAACCUAAUUUUUAAAAAUGAAUUUGACUAACUUAAGUGCAAAACAUCCGCAUUUGGUUCCCAGAGUGGGCCAAACUCUCUGUUCUUGUUAUUUUAGCCAACUAUACUCGUACUUACAGCUACAGAAAGCAGGACUAGGAACUGGAAAUAACUUUGGGUCCUGCCUUCAUCAGGACGUUCUUUUUAGAAACAGUUCUUCCAGCUCUGGAUGACAGAGUGACCUUUAAUAAGAUAAGAAAACGAAGACUCCUCAGUUCUGCUAGAGUUAACCUUGAGUUCAGAGCAGUGUUAAAUGCGUGCGCUUUCAGGUCAGUGCUGGGGACCAAGUACCCUCUGUUUUUUCGUGAAUGGAUGGUUUUGUUUCCUAUGGGAAUUUUGGCAAAGGUUUUCUAGAAAGAACAAGUUUCGUAAAGGACUUCCUUCCUCUAGAAUACUAUUCAUUUUAUGAGAUCACUAUCUGUAAGUCCAGUUGGAUUACAGGGAUACUUGAAAGUUACUUUCUACCACUAUUAUUAGAAAAUAUGAAGUCGCAUGCACUGGAUAUCUGUAUAUCAUUAGGUUUUUGUUGUUUUUUGGUUAUGCUGUCCCCCUUCUCCCUGGGGAGAUCUUUGGGAGCAAAUUUAUUUAGAUUUAGAGUAAACUUUUCAUUAUAGAGCAAUUAAAAACAGACACAUGAAACAACCUAGUGUUUCACAUAAAAAUACUUCUGACAUAAAGUAUCAAGAGCAGUGUGAAUAUAUUUGGCAUAGUCGAAAAAGAAAAUACAUUUAAUAUUAGUUCAGAAUUGUGAAAAAUACCUUUAGAGGUCUAGUCUAUUCUUGAAAACUCAAUUUUUUCAUUUAUAUGGCGUUAAAAUGGAGCUAUUUUGCUACAAUAUAAUGUAUUGUUUAUUUUUUUAAGUUAUUUAAUGUUAAUAUACAUAGCUAGACUUAAGGUUUUUCAGAAAGAUGUCUGUAAUAAAUAUCGAAAACAAUGGUAUUUUUUAAAAAAUUGCCUUAGGGUUUUAAAACCUUCCCUACAGUUACAACCACAUGUAAUUUUGUGGAAAUGAUAUAAUAGCUAUUAAUACUACUAUAACAUAGGCAUACAUAUUUUCAUGUUUAUAUGCAUAUACAAGUUAAGAUAAUUAGAAACUAUGACUGCACCUAGUAAAGUCAUCUAAGUUUAUAGUUCAGUAGCUUAGGCAGGACACACUGCUCAUCUCUGCUUUUUAGGGUCGGGAACACAAGCUCAUGUUCUGAGUGAAGGGUGUACACUGGUACCUGGUGGUGCCUAGAUCCCCCAUUUCUGGCUGGAAGUUUCAACAGCCCAAGCUUAACUUCAUGUAAAGUCUUCACUGCCAGUGGGAACAUCUUUGACACAAGACACUCCAAUUCUGAUUUGAGUUGAGGAUCUCUGUCUGCCUUCCUGCCAUCCUUCCUUCUUCCCCAAUCCAUGCUACUGUUAGGGGCUGCAGAGAGCAGCAGUAGAGCUGAGUAAUGAUACAGUGCACCACAGAGAGAAAGUAGAACCAUUUCACUCCUGGGAAGAAUGAGUAUUUCCCACUUCCAGCAAUCAAAUAACAAAUGAAAAUUUGCAUACUUAUUCAUGUAUUGUAUAAGCCAGUAGCAUUUUAUGUACAAAACAGAAGUCAGUGCAACAGUAUGUAUGUGUGCCUGUGUGUGUAUAAAAAUAACCAUUGAAGCUAACUUGCUAAUGUACUUAGGCAAGCCACUUAUCAUCUCUGGGCCUCGUCUUUCCUCCCUCUAAAAUCAAAGAGCUGAAUUAUGUGAUCCUUGAGGUCUCUUCCACCUAUAAUACCAACUGUCUUGUCAGACUGGCAAAUUAUAUUGGCCUCUUCUUAUGUGGUGGUUUUUUGGUAGGUCAUAGUUCCUUAUACACGGACACCUGCAUCAUCGAAGGGCUUUUUUUUUUCCUAAAAAAAAUGGGAUUUUAGUUCUUAUUCUAUGGUAACUACCCUCCUCAUAUAUUGGAAGGAACCAAUAUUUGGACCUUAUUUUGAGGUUAUCUGCCUCAAAGAAAAAGAAAAUAAAAUGUAUACGCAGGGUUCCUUAAAUUGACAUUUUUUCCCCAGAAUUGUGAGCCAAAGCCUGUAGUAAUUGCAGACAACAAAUGAUUCCCAAUCUCUAAAAGGCUCUCUCAGAUGAAAAGGGAGUAAAGGCAAAAAGAGGUCAACCACUGUUUCUGAUAAAGCACUUGAGUUUCAUUGUUCUCUUAGUGUUUAUUCUUCUAAAAAAUGUUUACACUCUGCAGAUUGAUUUUUUUUUUUUAGUACUGUGGGUUUGUUUUCCUAUUUUAUGAAAAAAUGAUAAUCUUUUUGUAAAAUUGUCUGUGAAAUGUGAACGUUAAUAUAUAAAGAAAAACCUUGAAGUGCUGUAUAGUGAAGUAUAAAUUAAUGGUUUAUUGAUUUGUGAAGAACCUAAGACUAUUCAUAUAAUUAUCUUGGUGUAUCUAUUUUAUGCAUGACCUUUUAACCUUUCACUUUGCUUAUUUCCCACUAUGAAGGGGAAGGUAGAUUUUAUGAACGAUUUUAAUAGCAAAUAUAUUUUAUAAAAUGAAAAUCCAGUGUGGAGGUAGCAAAGCAUAUAUCUGUUCUGAAUCAUGUUUGGAAAUAAAAUCGCUCCAUCUGGGAAUGUGC